AGGAAUGGGGAAUCAAAUGCGGACUAUUUCCAUCAAAUUUCACCAUGAAAUCGUCUCUCUUCUUCUCAUUGCCAUCGCCAAUGUCUGUCUCUUAUUAGGGCACUUUUCUUUUUCCCUCUUUAUAAAACCUACGGCGCUCUCUUCCUCAAUUUGAACUUAUGGCCAAGAAGACUCAGAUGGGGAACAAGAACAAGAACAAGAAGACACCCAAAUUACAUCAAAUCGAUCUCAUACCUAAGUUUUCGCACCAACGGAGAAGCCCUGGUGGCCACAAACCUCGAACGGACUUUUCUUUUUUCUUCUGCUCAUCCUCCUCCUCCUCUACUCUAGGUUUCUUACCAGAUGCUUCCAAUGAAGAUAAGAAAGGAGAGAAUGUGAACAAAAUGGGAAUCUCAUCGAGUGAUGAAGCUCCAGUUGAGAAAAAGGUUAUGGGUCAUCUUCAAAAGAAGAAAGUUAGAAGGAAUUUUUAUAAACAGACAAGUGAUGAUGAUGUUGAUUGCUUGAAGCUAACUCCUGAAAGGUCACACAUUCAAGAGGACAAAUGGGAUUCUUCGAGAUCAAGCAGAAUCGAAAGCGAUGGUGGUCCUGACACGAGGAGAAGCAAGAGGGAUAGAAAACCAAGAGUUCAUUUUGAUGAGUUGAGUUUGCCAGAGAAACCAACAAGGAAGGUUAGAAGGUACAGGAUAAUGCGGUUGCUUGGCCUUGCAGCACCUAUAGGUUCGCCUUUUACUAUACCUUCAUUGUGAGGAAGAAGAAGAAGAAGAACACUAGAUUGGGCAGAGAUUGGUUGUCUUUUUCUUUCUUUCUUUUUGGUUUUUCUCAUAUGUUUUGUUGGAGAUGUGAAUCUGUAAAGAAUAAACUGGAUUUUCUAAAUAAUUCAUACUAUGGUGAUCAUUAUACUCUA
Molecule: messenger RNA, 904 nt
Organism: Impatiens glandulifera
Lineage: Eukaryota; Viridiplantae; Streptophyta; Magnoliopsida; Ericales; Balsaminaceae
Exons: 4
Coding region: 159-746 (195 amino acids)
Source: RefSeq, a predicted model, not a curated record